AUGGUCGAUGCGAGUGUGGGUCUGAGUCAGAAUUUUAAGGACAAAGGGAAAAGCGUGGCUGUGGCACCAGCCCAUGUGGUGGAUUCAGCAGAAGAUGGUGGGUGGAAUGCCAGAGAAUCCAGAGAACUACUAACUUGCAUGGACAAUGAUAUGGAAGGACCAAGCACUAGGGGUUUCGAGUUGUUUUCAACCUCUCCUGUUAGGAGACGGGAGAAAGCUGAUCACUCUGGUGUUAGUAUGAAGGAUGAGAAGUUGGCACUUGAGCCACUUGAUCUUUCGCUUAGCUUGCCUAAUGUUUUAUUACCUAUUGGGGCAGCUCCUGGUUCUCCUGAUCAAGCAAGGAGUGUUCAGUCUUUAAGCACUUUUCGUACUAACUCGGAUGGAUUUACUCAGUCAGUGUCUUUUUCAGGUUCUCAGUCAUUUUAUCACAACCCUAGUUGUUCGCUAACCCAGAACUCGAUGGACUUUGAACAAUCGGUUAAAAGUCGCCCCCUUUUUCAGGGGAUUGAUUGGCAGGCACUGGCUCAGAAUGAGGCUAAGGGUAAAGAAGUUCCUUGGCAGGCACUGUCUCAGAAUGAGGCUAAGAGUAAAGAAGUUCCUUUGUAUCAAAGACUCUUGAUGAAUGGAAAUGGGUCUCAUCAACAGCAGUCUCAAUCAUCACAAGGCGUUCAAAAUGGUCAAUCCGUCCAAGGGCAACAACAUCUUAGACAUCCUGAAGGAAGCUCUAAAAUGGCAAAUGGAUUGGAAAGGCAGCUGAGCUUCCAUAAGCAGUUGACAGGUGGACAAUCAAGGCACCAGGAAGAUGUUAGAUCACCUUCGCAUAGCGUUGGAUCUCAUGAAAUGGGAUCAAAUUAUAGUUUUGACAGGAAACGACUAAUGAGAGAGAAAAGUAGUGGUAGUUUAUAUAGAACUAGCAGCCAGAAGGAACAAGAACAGUUUCUCCUUGGUGGGGCUGAUUUCGUUGAGACAAUCAUUGCCAGGAUCGUCUCUGAUCCAAUACAUGUAAUGGCCAGAAAGUUUCAUGAAAUGACAGGACAAUCUGCAGCAUGUAUGAAGGAGACCAUUCGCGAGAUUAUGUUAAAUAUGGAUAAGCGCAUGCAACUGGUUGCAUUUCAGAAGCACUGCAAAGCAGGUCUGACAUAA
Molecule: messenger RNA, 1143 nt
Organism: Prunus armeniaca (apricot)
Lineage: Eukaryota; Viridiplantae; Streptophyta; Magnoliopsida; Rosales; Rosaceae
Source: the annotation of a GenBank genome assembly